Messenger RNA from Sardina pilchardus (European sardine), 2937 nucleotides. RefSeq names its product GTP-binding protein 2-like. Gene Ontology annotation, biological process: translational elongation. Gene Ontology annotation, molecular function: translation elongation factor activity. Lineage: Eukaryota; Metazoa; Chordata; Actinopteri; Clupeiformes; Clupeidae. The transcript is spliced from 2 exons. The record is from RefSeq and is a predicted model, not a curated record. The coding region runs from base 4 to 360 and encodes 118 amino acids.
GUCAUGGUCAGUCCAAAGAUGAACCCCACCAUCUGUUGGCGUUUCGAAGCUGCCGUCGUACUGCUGUUUCAUGCAAAGACAUUCCGCCGGGGUUUCCAGGUGACCGUUCACGUCGGCAACGUCCGGCAAACGGCUACUGUUGAGUGCCUCCAUGGAAAGGAGGAGCUGCGCACAGGGGAGAGCGCGGUGGUGUGUUUCCGGUUCCUGCAGCACCCGGAGUACCUGCGUCUGGGCGCCAAGCUGCUGUUCAGAGAGGGCGUCACCAAGGGCAUCGGCCACGUGGCCCAGAUCCUGCCCGACCUCAACACGCCCGACCAGAACCACGCACACAACAACAACAACAACAUCAUCAUCGCUUAAACACACAACAACAACAAUAACAACAACAUCAUCAUCGCGUAAACACACAACAACAACAAUGCAUAAACACAACAACAACAACAACAACAUCAUCAUUGCGUAAACACACAACAACAACAACAACAUCAUCAUCACGUAAACACACAACAACAACAACAAUAACAACAUUGCAUAAACACAACAACAACAACAACAUCAUCAUCGCGUAAACACACAACAACAACAACGCAUAAACACAACAACAACAACAACAUCAUCAUCGCGUAAACACACAACAACAACAACAACAUCAUCAUCGUGUAAACACACAACAACAACAACAAUAACAGCAUCGCAUAAACACAACAACAACAACAUCAUCAUCAUCGCAUAAACACACAACAACAACAACAACAUCAUCGCGUAAACACACAACAACAACAAUAACAACAUCGCAUAAACACAACAACAACAACAACAUCGCAUAAACACACAACAACAACAAUAAUAACAUUGCAUAAACACAACAACAACAACAUCGCGUAAACACACAACAACAACAAUAACAGCAUUGCAUAAAUAUACAACACAAACACCCCCCCCUCCCCGCUUAAAUAUGCACGUGCUGCGGUAACACACUCACACAACAACAACAACAUCAUCGCGUAAACACACAACAGCAACAAUAACACCAUCGCGUAAACACACAACAACAACAAUAACAACAUUGCAUAAAUAUACAACACAAACACCCCCCCCUCCCCGCUUAAAUAUGCACGUGCUGCGGUAACACACUCACACAACAACAACAACAUCAUCGCGUAAACACACAACAGCAACAAUAACACCAUUGCGUAAGCAUACAACACAAACCCCUCCCCCGCUUAAAUAUGCACGUGCACAGCUGCGGUAACACACUCACACAACAACAACGACAACAACAUCGCGUAAACAUACAACACAAAAAAAUACUUGCUUAAACACACACACACACACACACGCACAGCUGCAGUAACACACUCACACAACAACAACAACAACAUUAAAAUGCCUAAACACACACACACACGCAUGGUUGCAGUAACACCUGACCAGAACCACACACACAACAAUGUACUUGCAGAAACACACAACAACAAUAAAAAGACACACACACAUACACACACAACACUCCAGUGACUAUGCCUAAACACACACACACACACACACACACACACACACACACCACUUCAACGACUACGUCUAAACACACACACACACACACACACACACACAAACGGCGGGAGUAGUACACCCGACCAGAACCAGACACACACAACAACAACAACAACAACAUUGCACCAGUCAACACACAACAACAAUGCCUAAAGACACAAAAUAAUAACAGCAACAACGCCUAAGUACACACAACAAUGCCUAAACACACACACAUGCACCAUCAGACCAACAACGUCUAACAACACUAGAGACAGCAAUCUUUUUCUUUUUUUUUUCCUCCUGUAACCUGCAAUGUGUAAGGAAACAAUCUUUUAUAUAUCUUCAAUGACAUGCAAGCUAGACAUGUAUUACUAGCCAUGUAUGAACAAGAUCAAGGUCACAAGGUCAGCCUUGUGCAAAUUCAUAUACAGUUAUGCAGUACCUACAUGAUGAGUCGCAUUUAGGUAAGGAUGAGCAUCAUCAAGUUAGCAGACUAAGUUAGCAACUUUGUUGGUUGUAAUGCCAUUUCUGAUUGGCAACCAACUAAUGUUUUGGCCCUGUGUGUUAAUCAAAAACGGGAGGGGCGUUAAUGUCUCCCGCCCUUUCCUAGAAAGUUCUGAAACGUUUGCACACUUCUCAGACAUGCCAACCCACUCCAACCAACCCAGUUUUUUUUGUGUGUGUAUUUGACACUUCACAUGGUCGCACGGCAGCUGGUAUACCCCUCUUAAAAACGUACGUACGCACGUGCAUAACAACCUCUGCAUGUUCCGUCAGAUAAGGUGAAACACCAGCCGCUUUCAAUCAACGUUCAUCGUCUUCUUCGAUCCUUCAUCUCCCUGUACUCUGCCUUGCCGUUUUGGUAAACCGACAUUGAACCGAAAACCGCUGAAUGUAACAUUCGUUCCGAGCUCCCGCAUUUUGUUUGGAGAGAGCGUUUAGUUAGAUGUUCCAACAUCCUGAAUUUUACUCUUGAUUUCAUGUUCUCAUGUUUUUGUCUCUUUUAAUUAGACACACGAUUGAAAAUGUUGUAAUGAUGUAAUUAACAUGUUUUUAUUUAUUUUAGUUUUUUUGUCCGCGUUUCUUUUAACUUGGUCAUGAAUACCGCAACACUUGACCAUAUAGUUAUCUUUAUUCAACGGAUAAUCAAUUGAAACUGUACAAUGGACAUGUUUUUAUUUAUUUUAUGUCUUUGUUUGGGCUGUUACUUUUUAACUUGUCUGUAAAGGUGAGGACUGCUUCGGGCCUUCAUCUGGGCCGACUGAGCCAGGAGCAUGCCGACUUGUAACGGUCAGGGCACAAUAUGUUUGACAAGGGGAAAUUAACCAUGUUCUUGUUGUGGAUAUAUGUACAAUGUUUGUAUAAAAGAUACUAGAUAAUAAAAUAUGUUGAAGCUUUGUG